Molecule: messenger RNA, 1360 nt
Organism: Cydia pomonella (codling moth)
Lineage: Eukaryota; Metazoa; Arthropoda; Insecta; Lepidoptera; Tortricidae
Product: 15-hydroxyprostaglandin dehydrogenase [NAD(+)]-like
Exons: 6
Coding region: 126-941 (271 amino acids)
Cellular component (GO): cytoplasm
Molecular function (GO): oxidoreductase activity, acting on the CH-OH group of donors, NAD or NADP as acceptor
Source: RefSeq, a predicted model, not a curated record
UUGCGGGGCUCAAACGUGAAAUGCGCGCCGACUCCGUCCACCCCUUCGGUGGGAAUCGUACUUAAUGCCCUGUUGGUACGAUUUACAACGGACGACAGCAGUUUGCGGAGCGGCGCACACGCAGCAUGGCGCACGAUUUGAACGGCAAAGUCGCGCUUGUGACGGGCGCCGCUAACGGCGUGGGCGCGGGGAUGGUGAGGCUGCUGCUGGCUGAAGGAGCGAAGCACGUCGCCAUUCUGGACAUCGAUGAGACCAGGGGAACUGCGUUCCAAAACGAGUUAAACGCUGAAUAUGGCGCCCAUAAGAGCAAGUUCUACCAGUGCGACGUCACGAACGACGAUCAGCUGUUCGCAGCGUUCCAGUCCGUCGUAGCGGGCCACGGGGGCCUCGACCUGGUAGUCAACAAUGCUGGUAUCAUGAACGAUGGCCCGCACGUGUAUAAGAAAGAAAUUUCGAUUAACGUGACUGCUCUGAUCACGAGCACCUUGAAAGCCCUAGAGCUGAUGCGCACAGACGAAGGCGGUAAAGGAGGCACCGUCAUAAACAUAGCUUCUGUCGCCGGCCUUUGCCAGUUUUCCGUCAUGCCCAUCUACUGGGCCACCAAGGCGGCCGUUAUCCAGUUCAGCAACUGUAUCGGUAAAGAGGACUACUACGAGAAGACUGGCGUCCGCGUCCUGGCGAUUUGUUUUGGAGCCACCGACACCAGUCUCAUCAGCGGUCAGAAGCUGGGUUCACUCGACAAGAACAUGGCUGGCGAAAACAUCUCUAGCUUCAUUUACGAAUCCCAUGUACAACGGAUGGAAUCAGCAGCCCAGAGUGUGAUCGAUGCGUACAAGAAAGGCUCUAGUGGAAGCACCUGGAUUGCUACUCGGGACCUCCCCGCGAUGGACAUUACUGACAACGUUAAUAGGGCCUAUGAGAUCUUGGGCGAACAUAUUUGACCGCAUGUACAGCGAGCUGCAAAAUUGUAUGAACAUAUUAUGAAUGGAAUUCAUUCAUAAAGUUAGGCAACUAAAUUAAGUGUGGAUUAUAAUUAUAAAUCCUAUUUAGUCAAAUUAAGUAUCAAAAUCGUGAAGGCUGAAAGUGACACACGGAGGUUACAGUUAAUUAUGUAAAUAAAUAGUUUUAGUUAUUCGGUAAAUUACAUUAAUUAUUUAAUUUUAAGAUGUUUCAGCAUUAUAUUGCCCUCUAAUUGUUUUUAUCAUUUGCGUGUAAAACGAAGGUGUUCUUUGGUAACUAAAAAAACUGUACCUAAUACCAAAGAGAAUUUGAAAUAGAGGUAAAUUGUCAAAGAAAACAUUGUAGCCGAUGUAAAUUUACUGGCAUCUAUCGAAACAUGAUUAAAACUUUUAGAACGCCA